Molecule: messenger RNA, 1122 nt
Organism: Sporothrix brasiliensis 5110
Lineage: Eukaryota; Fungi; Ascomycota; Sordariomycetes; Ophiostomatales; Ophiostomataceae
Product: NIPSNAP family protein
Exons: 2
Coding region: 1-1122 (373 amino acids)
Cellular component (GO): mitochondrion
Source: RefSeq, a predicted model, not a curated record
AUGCUUGCACUUCGUCGGGUGUCCGUGGCGACCGCUGGGUCUGCACCGCGCGUCGUUAUGACCCGGACCAUGAGCUCGACGGCACCCUCGCACGCAAAAAAAGUGCCUACCCUCUCAGACAUUGUACCAGACAGUCAGGACGACUUCAACAGCAAGCAGAAAGAAUUCCGGGAGAAGCUGGCCGAGGCGCAGAAAGCGCAAGAUUCAAGUGCGUCGUCCCCCCCUCUCUUUAACUCCAGACGCCCUGUGGAUCCGGUGCCGGCCGACGGUGCCGAGGACCCCAAUGCGCCACCUAUGUUGCAGGGCCUGGGCUCACUUAGUAUUACCGGUGGUAAAGGAUCACGGGCCGAAGCGUCGUCCAAGACACCAGAGCGCAAGUCCGGUCCCAUCGCCAACCUGAUCUACGGCACCAAAGAGGGCCGCGAGCUCGACGCACAGAUCGAGGCCAGCUUUAGCCAAGUCCUGGCACGCGGCAAAUACGUGCACUCGAUCGUGACACACGAAGUCAAACCCGACAAGGUUGCCGAGUACGUGGACCUAGUCGGCAAGUGGUACCCACGCAUGGCGAGCAUUCCAGAGAAUAAGGUGCACCUGGUGGGCAGCUGGCGCACCGAAGUCGGCGACUGCGACACAUUUGUUCACAUCUGGGAGUAUCAGCGGUACGAAGGCUACCAUACGUCCAUCAACGCCGUCGCAAACCACCCCGAGUACGCCGAGUUCGACAGCAAGCUACGGUCGCUCAUCAACAACAAGCAUGUCUCUCUUAUGCAAGAGUUCUCAUUCUGGCCCACGACACCGCCGCGCCAGCUUGGCGGUCUUUUUGAACUGCGUUCGUACACACUGCACCCAGGCAACUUGCUCGAGUGGGAGACGCACUGGCGGCGCGGGCUCAAGGCACGGCGCGAAGUCAUGGAGGGCGUGGGUGCGUGGUUCGUCCAGGUGGGCGAACUCAACACGGUGCACCACCUGUGGCAGUUUGCCAACCUGGAGGAACGCAAGGUCCGUCGCGAGCAGAGCUGGGGCAUAGAAGGCUGGAGCGACACGGUGCACAAGACGGUCCCGCUCAUCCAGUUCAUGAAGUCACGCAUCCUGGUUCCUAUGCCGUGGUCUCCCGUGGCGUAG